GGCGCGCAAAACAUGAGAUGAAUGUGGAAAAUAUGGAAGUGGAUGAAAAUGCACCGCAACAUUAUGUGCGAACACCAGAGGACGUCAAGGCUAUUGUUAAGCAUGCCAAACUGGAUGAGCGCCAGCUCACGCAAGUAACACAGGCCUUGUAUUAUCCAAGCGCUCAUGUUGUGAGUGACAAUUUGAAGCUGUUGGAGUUGGAUGAACACAUGUUGCAACAGAUUCGAAACGGUCAGACGUUGCACUUUAAAGGCGGCCUGCAUGAGAAAGUUGUGCUCUGCACGGAUGAACGCACCUAUGACGUGAAGGGCGCCGAGAUCUCGAAUAGUUUAUUAUUGGUGCCUGAUUUAAAGUUUGCUGCCGCAACGAGCACUUCGCCACUGAAGAGUCCGCGUACGGGCAAUGCAAAUACGUCGCUGGAGCGCAGCCUCAACGACAGCGCCGAUGAUGAUUUGGAGGUGCCUCGCACUCUCGAACAGCGACAGGUGCUCACAAUAUUCCAUGAAUACUUUGAAUGUCGUGAGAUACGCCCACGAUAUCGCAAACUGGGCGAAUUGCUGCAGCUGACUCGCUAUUCCGGGCCAGAGAACGAAUAUUGCAUUGAGCGCAAGCAUCUGUUCAGCUUCCAACAGCUGCUGAAUACAGUUCAGUGCAGUCGAGCUCAGUUUGUCGAUGGACUGCAGCAGCUUAGGGCAAUCGAGUUCGAUGGCCACAUACGCAUACUCGACUACGAGUAUGAGUAUCGCAUUAUUAGCUUGAUGCUGGGACUGAUUAGUGAGAACUCAUGGGCACUGGAUGAGGUGGAACGUGAAGAGACGAUUUAUGCCCUGCAAGGCAUUGCUCCAGAGCCCGUUGUCGCCGGACUCUUUGAUAUCUACACAGUGCCCAGCGAUCGCUGCCCCGAUAAGUUCAAGUACCAGGAGUCGCUGGUGGCGCGGAUUGUGGCACAGAAUAUUUUGCAGCCAGGACUACGUUUUCGCAGCGAUGAGUUUAUGACCACCUGGCAGGAAGCCUUGCCGGAGGGCAUGAGCUGCAAGAUCGAGUAUCUGCGCGGAUUGGGCAUCUUAGACAAGGAGGGCGCACAGCCCUGCAUUCGCUCCCUGGCUGAGGAGCACCUACCCUCCAAUAUUAUUGAUCGCAUGCGCGUCUUGUUUAAAACAAAACGCAAAUGGACGCUGGACGAGAUGGAGCCUUACAUUGACUGCUUUACCACACCCGCCCUAUCCGUCUCCACCUUGCUAGCCAAGCACGCGCGCUCCCUAACCGAGGGCGGCACACGUUACUUCGUUUCUAAGCAUUGAUUGCAUCCAUGUCAUCAACAUAUAUA
Molecule: messenger RNA, 1327 nt
Organism: Drosophila arizonae
Lineage: Eukaryota; Metazoa; Arthropoda; Insecta; Diptera; Drosophilidae
Product: sister chromatid cohesion protein DCC1
Biological process (GO): mitotic sister chromatid cohesion; maintenance of mitotic sister chromatid cohesion
Cellular component (GO): chromosome, centromeric region; chromatin; Ctf18 RFC-like complex
Source: RefSeq, a predicted model, not a curated record